Molecule: messenger RNA, 5604 nt
Organism: Tribolium castaneum (red flour beetle)
Lineage: Eukaryota; Metazoa; Arthropoda; Insecta; Coleoptera; Tenebrionidae
Gene: Ac13E
Product: Adenylyl cyclase 13E
Exons: 5
Coding region: 438-4640 (1400 amino acids)
Biological process (GO): adenylate cyclase-activating G protein-coupled receptor signaling pathway; cyclic nucleotide biosynthetic process; intracellular signal transduction
Cellular component (GO): plasma membrane
Molecular function (GO): adenylate cyclase activity
Source: RefSeq, a predicted model, not a curated record
UGUCAAAACUGCCCCGAACCGGCCCUGCCUUUCCCACUUUCGGGCUCGAUAUUUCGCGCAAAUGACAAUCGGAAGUCAUUAGAAGCCGCAUUUCGUAACAUAUUUGCUUUUGACCCGUUUGUUGACUCGCUGGCGACGUAUAAAUUCCGUCCCCAUUUCUUUCAAGUCCGCUCCUGCGCUCCAACUGUCAAUUCAGUCCGCCUCCUGUCAACUUUCUAAACACAUGUUUGAAUUUUUUACGAUAGCCCCCGUGCUGCUCCUCUGCACCUGUUUAUCCUCCUAAUUAUGAAAAUUAGCAGCGAAUCCGCGAAAAGCGCAAGCCAAACAUCGGUGUUGACACACAGCGGUAAUGUUUGAUUUUGAGUGUAAACAUGACGAGGGUGUUCUCCAACAUAUGCAAUGAAUUAUUGCCGAGAUAAUGUGUUAGACGUUUCGCAAUGACGGAGAAGAGACCCUCGUCGGUGAGUUACAAGUCGGAGCAGCCCUCCGAUGACGAGAACGCCCAGCUUUCGCUGGAUCCGCAGACGCAGCUCUACCUCGCGCACUUGUCGCAGCAGAACGGCUGCUGGGGACGCUUUUUUCCCAUUCCCUUCGAACGGGCAGCGCAAAAGUCAUGGUGGGACCCCACGUUCGACUCGGAAAUUCUAGAGGAGCAGUACAGGAGGAGCUCUAACCCGCAUAGUAGGUUCAAAUUUAGGUACGCACUAUGGUACAUGUUGCUGAUUUCGUCAUCGUGGUUGGUGUAUUUUCUGGUCACGGGGUUGGUAUCAGAGACACACCAUUGGCCCAUGUUGUGUACUGUCUUAGGAACAUUGAUACUGUCAGUGACGACAGUACUUUUCCUCACUUAUACCGACAUUUACAACAACCACAUGCUCCUCAUGUCACUAAUCGUGGCGUUUGUUUUAUGUGUGAUAAGUCUUUCGUUCGUCGUAUUGGUACCAAUGAAGACAGACCCGCUUAGUUUCCCAAUAACUUCCGAUAUAAGUCCAGUCGGUCACUUCUCAAUAUGCAUUGAAAUUCUGAUGUUGAUUUACACGUUAAUUCCUUUGAAACUGUACAUGAGCAUCACGAUUGGUUUUUUAUACUCUGCCGCGUUUGAAACACUAACGAUUUCACUUCAAAACCAAUCGCUUGAAGCUUCAACGAUCACAGUCCGGUUAUUAUCACACUUUUGUAUUCACGUAAUCGGCCUCCACAUCCUUAUUAUGACAAACGUCCGUAUGCGAAACACUUUCAUGAAAGUGGGGCAAAGUCUUCUCGUCCGCCGCCAAUUGGAGUCGGAGAAAAAGUUAAAAGAAAACAUGAUUCACUCCUUGAUGCCUUCCAGCGUCGCCGAAUGGCUCCUCUCCGAAGAGGAGACAUUCACACGAAGCGAUCAGCGCAAUUCCGACCCCGAAACCAACGACAUUCGAUCACUUUUUCGCCCGUUUAACAUGAACCGAAUGGAAAACGUAAGCAUUCUCUUUGCCGAUAUUGUCGGUUUUACUAAAAUGGCCAGCAAGAAAAGUGCCGAAGAACUCGUGGAAAUCCUAAAUAAUUUAUUUCAAAGAUUCGACCAUUUGUGCAAAUUCCACAAUUGCGAGAAAAUAUCAACGUUGGGUGAUUGUUACUAUUGUGUUUCUGGUUGUCCGGAACCGAGACAUGAUCAUGCCAAAUGUUGCGUCGAAAUGGGGCUUAGUAUGAUACAAGCUAUUAAACAAUUCGAUCAAGAGAAAAACGAAGGUGUGAAUAUGAGAGUUGGGGUGCAUACGGGGACAGUUCUUUGUGGUAUUGUGGGGACACGAAGGUUUAAAUUUGAUGUUUGGAGUAAUGAUGUUACGCUUGCCAAUCGGAUGGAAUCGACUGGGAAACCAGGAAUGGUGCACGUGUCGGAGAAAACAUGCGAGUUCCUACAGGAUAUGUACUUGCUUGAGGAAGGGGAGCCGGUUUUAGGGAUGAAAACGUAUUUUAUUUUGGGUCGGACCGGAGACAAAACGCCUUCCUACAGUGGUAGUUUUCGUGCUGAAGGCCGUCAAAAGUACACAAAUUCGUUGCAAUUAUUCGUUUCACCGCCAACUUCGUCGCCUUCCAUGUCGCCUCAAUCCCGACCUAGAGUCCUUUCUUGCGAUACAACUCACAUAAAAGCAACGCACAAUCCGAAUAUGUUAUCGCCUGAUGUUUGUAAAAUCAAAGCGAGUAGUCUCCCAAGUAUCCUUGAUUCGGAAAACGAACAAGACGGCGGCGAUAUUUGUAAAGAAACAUCCGACUGUGAUAAUAUUAAAACGCCAACUUCGACAGCCAGCUCCGGCAAAUACAGUGUCAAGCUGAAAAACUGGAAAAUGCCGAAAUUCCUUCGAAAAAACGACGGAAAACCCGAAUUGGAUAUUGAAGUUCCGGCCAAUUCGGAAGACCGAAUAUCGGGCGGCUACCAACAAGUUCCGACCAUCAUUGAAACUUCGAAUGUUUCGAAUGGGAAAAAGAAAGAUUCGUUUAUUAGCGUAACGGACGUCGAUGAUGAUAAUAAAAGAAGUAGUAUUUUUCUAGACGAUCCGAAAGAUACAAUUGAUGUCAAAUCGUACAUCAGCCAAUCGCGGAGCGAUAUCGGCCAAUAUGAUUAUUCCCCAGGUGACUUGAAUCAAUUUAUGAGGACUGGAAGUUACCGUUCACAAUACGGCAGAUCUCCGAAUGAAUUUUCAUUCCUACAGCGUGCCGGAAGUAACCGAUCUCGACGUGGUCGUUCCCCGAAUUUCGAUGUUUUUCCCGGGGAACGACAGAGAAGUACAACGGUGUGUGUUGGUAAUCUCGAACGGCCGAAAAUGUCGCUUGAAGUCCCCGGAAGACUCACAAAUAUCUCCGUCCUUGACGAUCAUUUCUCGGUCUACAGUCGCAAAGAUUCGGGAAUUAGGAGCAACAGUCGCAGGAGUAGCAUUCAGCAGUUGGAGCAAGCAACGCACCCGAAUUCGGAACACCGUGUUUCUGGCUAUUAUACCUCGAGUCAGAGUACGGUGACUUCGCCCCAAUACAACGUCCGAAUGCCUGGUGUGUUCAAGGACAAGUUUGGUACAUGUAUUCAAAACUUGCGUAAACAAUCAGAUCGUCAAUUAAUCAAGUGCGUACAAGAAAACUCCAAGUCGCGAGGUUCCUAUUUUAUCAAGCCGCCGUUGCGUCGGCUGACGUUAUUCUUCAAGGACAAACAAAUGGAGCAGGAUUACCGAACAAAUGUCCAUUCGUUGUUUGAAAAAGCCGACUCGAUUCUAACACUUGCCGAUUCGAAAUUCAAUACGUACUUUGAUGUGUGUGUUUCGAGUCUCGUUUUUGCAAUUGUUUCGAUCUCGUUGUGGCUUUUGUACGGACAUACGACCCUAUGGUUGGUCAUGUCGGGUGUUUUCGUUGCGAUUCAAGCGUGUGGUUGGGCGCUGUGUUCGCGAAAAGUCGUCGAAUGUUCGGAUCGGUGUCUGCGGUGCGUUUCGCGAUUUUACAGGUGGAAUAUGUUCGGUGCUGUUUUGGUAAGUUUGCCGCUCGUUACCGUUUUGAUAAAUUUUUGUACGAAAGUAUUCACAACGUCGGAAACGUCCAACUAUUUAUACACUUAUCUGCUUUUUGUCGGAGUCAUACAUUUCUGUAAUUUUACACAACUGAAUUGCUGGAUGAAGAAUUGUCUCGCUGUGGCGUUCACUCUUAUUUUUAUUCCGUUGUUUUUGAACGGCACCUGUUCGAACUUUUUCGUCGAAAAGUCCGAACGGACCGAACUCAAUCCGAUCGUUGCGAUUCUAGACGAUCGCAAUCGGACCGAAGUUAAGUCGUUAAGUCUCGAACAUUACAGUUUUCUGUACAAAUCGGAGAUUUUAAUGGACUUGUUCCUGCUGUUGGUGCUGGUUUGGUUACUUAACCGGGAGUUUGAGAUCGGUUACCGGUUGAGUUUCCACGCCAACUACGUCUCAAACCGGGACAAAAUCAACGUACAGAAUCUCAAAACGCAAGCCGAUUAUCUCAUUUAUAACAUCGUACCUGAACACGUGGCCGAACAGUUGAAAAAGAACGCAAAGUAUUCGGAGAAUUUCAAAGACGUGGGGAUUAUUUUCGCGAGUAUUGUUAACUUUAACGAAAUGUAUGACGAGAGCUACUUGGGUGGGAAGGAAUAUUUGAGGGUUUUGAACGAACUGAUUGCCGAUUUUGACGAAUUGCUCGAUCGUCCCGAAUUUGCAAGUGUGGAGAAAAUUAAAACUAUCGGUAGCACUUUUAUGGCAGCUAGUGGUCUCAACUCGACCACGCGUCGUAACCAGAAAGACCCUAAUGAGCAUUUGUACGCGCUUAUGGAUUUUGCGUUAGAAAUGCAAAACGUUAUAACCGAUUUCAACCGCGAUUUGCUCGAAUUUAAUCUGAUCCUUCGGAUCGGUUAUAACUUUGGCGAGGUGACAGCUGCGGUUAUCGGUAAUACGAAGUUGUAUUACGAUAUAUGGGGUGAUGCGGUUAAUAUUGCCUCACGAAUGGACUCGACUGGGGUCAAUGGUUGUAUUCAAAUCGGGGAGAAUUGUCUGCAAGUUCUCGAAACGCGGUACGUUUUUCGGCCGCGGGGUUCGGUCUAUGUCAAGGGUAAAGAUAACAUGAGUGUGUAUCUGUUGGAGCGGAAGAAGACCGAUGAUGAGAUUGAAGCUUAAUUAUUUUAUUUGUGUGCCUGCAAAAUUGCAUUCCAUAGCUGCUUUUAGCUAAGAGUGACCAAGUGUAGCCUUAAAGCCAGAAAUAGGUGUUUGUCGGCCGAUUUUUAGUCUUACCAAAGAGUAGUCGUGUAAGGAAAAUGUCAAUUUUGUUGGAUGGUUGCGUUACCAAAGAGGCGAUUUUUGGAGAGAUUUUCGAAGUAACUGUGAUAAUCAACUUCUCACUUAGUGAUUUUAGCGUAGUUAAAGGCCCUAAUUGAUUUUUAUUUUAUUUGACGCAAGAGGACAAACACCUAGUUGUAUUUCUUGCCAAUAAGUACAAACCGAUUUGUAAAAUUCCGUAAGGUGUGCGGACGUAUUUUAUACUCAUUAUUUUAUACAGUAAUUUUAUAUUGUAAUACCAAAGAGUGGGAUUUUAUUAUCGCUUGGCAAAUUUGAUGUUAGACUGAUGUCGGCAUUCGUCUUUACCUCAGAAAUUUGACCAACUAAGGACCAUGUAAAAAUUAUUGUGAUUAGUUGUUUUUGUAGUGUUUUCGACUGGUUUGCGAUUUUAUUGUUUUGUUGUUUGUGGAUAAAAUCGUCGACUCGACGAAAACAAACCCGUGUAACGUGGAAAUUGUAUAUGAUAUUAUGCGGUAGCUUUAAAAUAACUAGCUUAUUUGUUAGUGGAGUUCCUAACAUUUGUUUUAUUUAAUUUUUUAAAUAUUCGUAUGGACCGCAUGCGGUGGUUACGUAUUCCGUUAUAUUUAACGUACCUAAUUGUUUUAAUUGAAUGUUGUAUUUAUUUAUUGAGUUGUGUAAAUAGUCAAAGUUUUAUUUCACUUGCAUCCCCAUAAGUGCCUUCUAUCAUUUCAGUUAUUUUAACGAUAUUUCGUUCAAAUUCGUAACAAAUUCUACUAGAUAUGUUUGUGCACCGUCCUAUCAUGUAUAAUACUGAUAUUAUCUCAAUAAAACAUGUAAUUAAUUA